This is a messenger RNA of Hevea brasiliensis (rubber tree), 1815 nucleotides long. Its product is annotated as scopoletin glucosyltransferase. The transcript has a single exon. Bases 177 to 1622 code for a protein of 481 amino acids. The record is from RefSeq and is a predicted model, not a curated record. NCBI's taxonomy places the organism in Eukaryota, Viridiplantae, Streptophyta, Magnoliopsida, Malpighiales, Euphorbiaceae. Gene Ontology annotation, molecular function: UDP-glycosyltransferase activity.
UAAAUUUUUAAAAAAUUAAUACUUUAUCUUCCACUAGCUUUAAUUUUCAUACACUGAUUCACUGCUCGUCGUCGCUGCCUCGGAUCUUCAAAAAGGAUAUUUAAUCUGAAACUCACUCAUCUCUGGCAUCCUGGAACCAUUCCUCUAGAUCUCUCUGAUUUAUCCAAAUCUGGAACAUGGGCUCGGAACCUGAUCAACUUCACAUCCUUCUCUUCCCUCUAAUGGCACAAGGCCAUAUGCUUCCACUUUUAGACAUAGCCAGGCUCUUUGUAGCAAGAGGGGUUAAAGCAACCAUUAUCACCACCCCAGUAAACGCACCUCGCUUCACAAAAUCGAUACAAACACCCCAAGAUUCAUAUACCCAAAUCAACCUCAAGAUCAUCAAAUUCCCCUGCCAAGAAGCUGGAUUACCAGAUGGUCUCGAAAAUCUUGAUAUGGUCUCUGAUCAACAUAUUCACCGGAAGUUCUUUGAUGCAUUAUCUUUGCUUCAAGAACCUCUGGAGCAAGCCAUAGAAGAGUUGCGUCCACAUGGUCUUGUUUCAGACAUAUUCUUUCCAUGGACUACUGAUGUAGCUUCCAAGUAUGGGAUUCCAAGGCUAAUCUUUCAUGGUACUAGCUUCAUUUCCAUGUGUUGCAAGGCGAAUAUCGAACAACAUCAGCCUCACAAGAAAGUAUCUUCUGACACUGAGCCUUUUAUCUUGCCUGGGUUGCCUGAUCCGCUCAAGUUCACAAAAUUACAACUACCAGAUACCUUUACACAACAGAACCCGACUGUUUUUUCAAGAUUGCUGGGCAGUGCCAAAGAAGUUGAGGAAAGAAGCUAUGGGAUGAUAGUUAACAGUUUUUAUGAACUGGAAUCAAGCUAUGCUGAUUAUUACAGGAAAGUUUUGGGAAGGAAAGCUUGGCAUAUUGGACCAGUUUCACUUUGCAACAGGAACUUUGAAGAAAAGGCUCAAAGAGGAAGGGCAGCAAGCAUAAGCGAACAUGAGUGUGUGAAAUGGCUUGAUGCAAAGAAAUUCAAUUCGGUUAUUUAUGUAUGCUUUGGUACUGUUACAAAGUUUUCCGACUCUCAGCUACAUGAGAUUGCAAUAGGGCUUGAAGCUUCAGGGCAAGAUUUUAUCUGGGUUGUUAGGAAAGACAAGAAUGAAAAAGAAUCUGAGGAGAAAUGGUUGCCUGAUGGAUAUGAGGGAAGAAUCCAAGGGAAGGGACUAAUUAUCAGAGGGUGGGCACCACAAGUUUUGAUUCUUGAUCAUGAAGCUAUUGGUGGGUUUGUGACUCAUUGUGGAUGGAAUUCUACUUUAGAAGGUGUGAGUGCUGGGUUACCAAUGGUAACCUGGCCCAUUUUUGCUGAACAGUUUUUCAAUGAGAAAUUGAUUACUGAUGUUUUGAGGAUCGGAGUUGGGGUUGGUGCUCAAAAAUGGAUGAGAAUGGUGGGAGAUUAUGUGACUAGUGAAAAGAUAGAGAAGGCAGUGAAGGAGAUUAUGAUGGGUGAGAAAGCAGAGGAAAUGAGGAGCAGAGCAAAGAAGAUUGGAGAAAUGGCAAAGGAAGCCACUGAAGAAGGAGGCUCAUCUUACAAUGAUCUGGGUGCUUUGAUUGAAGAAUUGAAGGCUCAUCACGCUUGAAGCCUGCAACAAUUAUUCUCACUAAUGCAUGCCUAGUUUGUGAUGGAAUUAGUAAUUUUGUUGUAAUCCUUUAAUUUUACAUGCAACAUAUAUUGCCGCUUAGAUUUAGCGUAUUGUAAUUAAUGUGCGUUUUCCCUUGGAAAAUUUUUAAUCUCAUUACCCUUAUGAUACUCAAUUAAUUCAUUUUUAAUUA